Messenger RNA from Paramecium sonneborni, 4051 nucleotides. Lineage: Eukaryota; Ciliophora; Oligohymenophorea; Peniculida; Parameciidae. The record is from the annotation of a GenBank genome assembly.
AUGAAUUUUAUCCGCGUCAGUCUUAUUUUAGGGUUCGUGAAUUUAGUGUUCGGAAUAACCUCAAAUCCACUAACAGGAAAUCCAGAUCCACUUAAACCUAGGUUUAAAUAUUGCUUGCAUAUUGAAAAGGGGAAUUGUUAAUAAUGUGAAACUUUACAUUUUUUAUUUACAUUACCUCGUGAUAAUGAAAAAUUAGAAUUAAAGGCGGGUACUCGUAUAUGUGUAAAAUGGUAAAUUAAUUAAAUGUAAUUUAGUCCUUACAUAGGGUAUAAAGAUGAGAAUAAUUUGUAUUGUGGUGAUUGCAUAGAUAAUAGUCAAACGUGGGAUUAAAAUAGAUUAUGCACUUAUGAUUACAAAAAGAAAUCUUCUGAGAUGAAGUCAAUAUUUCACAAAGUAGAUAGGCCAGCAAAAUAAUUAUUUUAUAUAGUUUAAUCUGGAGAAGAUGAUGUAUUAUAUAAAUUUAUUUAGUUUAAUUCAAUAAUGUGUGAUGGAUGUUCUAAUUUUUGUAAAUCAAAGAGUUAAACUUGUUUUGCAGUUUCUUAAUAAUUUUAAUAUGAUUUGAAUAAUCCUUAUAUAUCUUGUACUUAGGGUAAUAAAUAUAUAAUUUUUUAGGGUAUGCAUUUAAUGAUGCAAUAGAAGGAUGUGAUUCUUGCCCAGAAAAUUGUUAAUCAUGUUAAAUAAACAUAGUUAGAUAGAUUGAUAGUGCAGGUAAAGUAAUAGUAACAACAAAAAAGAAAUGCUUAAUAUGCAAUGCAGGUUUUAGUUUAUUAAGUAUCAGAACUAAAAGUAAUAAAAAUAUAAUGCAAACCCUUUGUAUAGCUUGUUUUUCUGGAUGUAGUGAAUGUUAUUAUGGAAAGAAUCUAGUUAAUUUAAAUCAAGAUCCUUGGGAUAAAUAUAAUAAUUUUGAUUUUGACAUAACAAAUUAAGAACUUUUGAAUUAACUAUAAGAUGAACUAUAUAUAGAUGAUAUAGACAAUAAUCCUCCAACUUAAAAGUUUUAUGAAAUUCUAUGGAAAACAUAUGGAAUAGAUUAAAGAUGUUCAGUUUGUCUAAGUACAUCAUAGAGUACUUUCAUUCCAUCACUUAAUCGAAAAUCAUGUAAAAGAUGUGGAACUAAUUGUAGAAGAUGUGAAUAUGUAUCAUAUACACUAAGUGAAAAUUAAUAGUAAAUCUAAUAAUUAAUUUAUAGUCCCACUCGUAUUCAAAAUUUAGUUAUAGAACCACCGGAUGUUUAUGUUGAAAAUGUAUAAGACAUGAUUUCUAAAAUUGAAGCUGCAGAAGCUCCUUAUCUAUUUCGUUGUAGAGAAUGUGAUGAUUAUACAUAAACAUUUUUGGCUGUUGGAACAGGUUGUCUGGAUUGUUCUAAUUUAUUAAAUUGCAAAUUAUGUCAUAAAGAAGGAAACCCAGAUUAUGGUGGAGAUUCUACAUUCUCUACUUUAAAUCCAGAUUUUAAACCACUUGAUAAAGAAGAAUAAUCUUUACAAAAAUGUGUUGUCUGUUAAAAUGGAUAUUAUUUAAAAUAAGAUAAAACUUGUGAUGUUUAAACAAUUUUAACUGUUCCUCCAACCGGAUGUUUAACUUUUGAAAUUGAUAAAGAUUAAAUUAAUCUUUAUCAUUGUAGAACAUGUAAUACAGGAUACACUCUUAUUAAAGAUGAAGCUGAUGGAGUAUGGAAAUGCACUUUUGAUUGUUAGUAAUAAAUUUAAGAUUUCUUAUGUUAAUCUUGUGUCAAAAAUGGAGCUAAAGUAAGAUGCUUGAAAUGUUUAGAUGGAUAUUAUGUUGAUGCUAAAGAUGGUACAUGUUAAUCAUGUUCAGAUAAUAAAAAUUGCUAAAAUUGUUAUAAAUUAUCACUUAAAACCAUACAUAGAACUGAUUAUUAUGCUUAUGAAUAUGAUGAAGAUCCUAAAACAUAUGGACCAUUUUGUUAUGCUUGUAAUCCUGGAGAUAAUAGUAUAGGACCUUUCCUUAAUUUAGAUUUAAGAAUAUGUGAAAAAGGAAAAAGUAAUUGUGCUAAGUUUGAAGCAAAAGGAACCAAAGGUUAUUGUGAUUUAUGUGUUGAAGGAACUUUAGCAGAACCAAAACUAUUUGAAUUCUCAAGAUCUGCUUCUCUUGAUGGAGCUGAUUGCAUACCUUGUCCAACAAACACAAUUGGUUGUCGAGAAAGAGAUUCAAGCGAACUGAUAGCUUCAAAUAAAUAUUUCGAUCCAUCUGAUGCAAGCCUUACUAGAUUUUCUUAUUUAGCAUUCAAAUGUGAUGAUGAAUCUGAACUUGAUACUAAUAUUGGAAGAUGUACAACUCCAAAAGAUGUAGCAGUUUUAAAUGAAGACACUAUUACUAUUCAUGCUGAUUGUAUAUAAAACUUACCUCAUGAUGAGUCGGUAUGGAGAAUAAAUUCUUAGUAUUCUAGUAUUACAGAAAAAACUACUACACUGAUUCUAGAGAAUAUUAAAAAUCCUUUGCCUCUUAUUGAUACUGCGAGAUUAAAAGAAUACAAUACUAAAUCUUUAAGUAAACUCACAAUUUAAUUAAUAUUUAAAUAUAAUGCUGACUAAAACAAUAAUCGAUGUUACUUUUAAAAAGACACUUAUAUUUCAACAAAUUUAAAAAAAAAUAUUUUUGCCUUGAAAGAUCUAGAACUUAAAAUAAGUGUUGAAAAUAUUCCAAAAGAUCAAAGAAUAUAGUGGUAUAUAAUGAAUACUGUAUAUUUUGAAUACUUUACUUCAGUGAGUAUCAAAGAUAUUGAAAUAUUGCCUGCAAAAGAUUUAGAUAUAUUGAAUCUUUACAACAAUAUUGAAAGGUAUGACAAACCUUUUGGUUUUGAGUUUUUGAAAAAUGAAGGAUCUAAAUUUGAAUUAGAAAAUGUGAAAAUAAAUAAUGGAUUAGCAGAAUCACAUUAUAAUUCUAAUGAAUAUACAACACCAUAUAGUGAUACAGCCUAAAUGCUAAAGAAAUAUAAACCAUUUUUUACGGUACUAUUGAAUACUUAUAGUAUAACGAUGAAAAAUGUAAUAUUUCAAUCAUAGAAUUAUUUAAUGGGUCCAGAUUUGUCAUAUUAAGCAAAGCCUUUUGGAUUAGUUUAUGAGGAUAAUUUAAGUUUCAAAUAUUUGAAUAUAAAAUUGUAAGAUGUAAAAUUUCAAGAUUUUGCAGUAGAAGAUUAAGCAAUAUUUGAAUUAUUAGAUAUGAAUUUAGUUACAGCACCUGAAUGGAAUAGUAAGAUAUAUAUAAAUAAUGUAUAAUUCAAAGAUUGUUAUUUUAUUAAUGAUGGAGCAUUUCUAAGUACUAAAUUAACAGAAAAGCCUACAGGCAUGAUAAUUAUAGAUAAUUUAUAAAUGGAUAAUGCUGAAUACAAUAAUUCAAGGGGAAUAGUGAGUUUUUAAACAAUGUAGAAAGUAAAAAUAAAUGGAUUUACAAUGAUUAAUAGUAGAGUUAAUUACACAAGUUUGUUUCAUAUAACAACAAUAGAGAUGAGUAGAGUUUAUGUAUAUAAUACAACAUUUACUUAUUUUGGUAAGAUAGUAGAAACUUAAUUUGAUAUUUUUACAAUAAAGCCAAAUGAUAUUGAAUAUUCUGGUUUGGUUUUGAAUUUUCAAGAUUUAGAAUUUAAUUAAAUUACUUGUUUAUAUCCUGCAUGUAUUAUGUUAUUAAAUACGAUUAAAAAUGAUUAUGAGUUACCAAUCAAUAUAUCUAUGAGUAAUAUUGUAAUUUAAGAGAUAAAAUCAGAAGGUUUUAAUGAAACAAUUUGGGAAGCAGCCACUAGUGCAGCAAUACAAAUUUAUAAAUCCUAUACUUUACAAAUUUAGAAUUUUUAGAGCAUUUAAAAUCCAGAUCUAACAAUAUUUUAUACAGAUUAAGUUUAAGAGAUUACAUUUAUAAAUUUGAAAUGUAAGUAAAACAGUUAAUUAAGUAUUAGAAACAAUUAUUGUGUUUUUUUGAAUAACUUUUAUAGAAAGAUUAAAAUAACAGAUUUAGAAUUAACAAAUUUAAAUGGAAUAGAUAAUUCAUUUAUUGGAAUAUCCUCUUGGAAUAAUUUAGUAUACAAUACUAGUAGUGA